GGAUGAGUGAUGGGAACGGUGUUCCCGGGAUGACAUCACCGUGUUGGCUGCUGUCAGGGAGCCGGGGACAUUCCCAGUAGGAAUGGGAACGGGAAAUGCUCCCAGAGCUGGACUGGGCUGUGCUGGGGAGGCUCAGGCUGCCGUAGCCCCGCGCUGGGCACGGCUGUGCCCGCUCCAGGUGAUCCCAGCUCCUGCCAAGGCUUGCUGCUCCGGCCCAGAUCUGCAUUCAUUCGGCUGCUCUCACUUGAGAGCACCUGGGCUCUGUUCCUCCUCCUCCCCAGCCUUUAGCGUGGAAGAUGGCGGGUGGCGUGGACGGCCCCAUAGGGAUCCCGUUCCCGGAUCACAGCAGCGACAUCCUCAGCAGCCUGAAUGAGCAGAGGAACAACGGGCUGCUGUGCGACGUGGUCAUCCUGGUGGAAGGCCAGGAGUUCCCCACCCACCGCUCCGUCCUGGCAGCGUGCAGCCAGUACUUCAAGAAGCUCUUCACCUCAGGGUUAGUGGUGGACCAGCAGAACGUGUAUGAGAUAGACUUUGUGAGUGCGGACGCCCUGUCGGCGCUGCUGGAGUUCGCCUACACCGCGACCCUCACCGUCAGCACUUCCAACGUCAACGACAUCCUCAACGCCGCCACGCUGCUGGAGAUCCCGGCCGUCAGGGAUGUCUGCACGGAUCUCCUGGAGAGGAAGAUUCUGGCCAAAAAUGACCAGAUGGAUACAGUAGAUCAAAUUGAUCAGAGGAACCAUCUCAGAGCAAAAGAGUACCUGGAGUUCUUCCAGAGCAACCCCGUGAACGGCCACCAAGGCAGCUUUCCGUGGACCAACCCAGAGUUGAGAGACCUUCAGAGACUGAACUUCCGAGGCCAAGAGGAGGAGGAGGAGUCAAACUGCAACGGCCUGGACUUCUACUCGCAAGCCACCCCAACCGAAAGACCAAAGGCAAGUGACUGUGACCCUGACAGCAACCCGGCCAUGUGGCUGGACCGCGAGGACGAGGAGCCGGUCAGCGGCGGGAUGUUCUCCCCUUCCCAGAACGGACAUUACAGCAGCCGUGGCUUGGCCACCCCGGGGGAGGAGGAGGGGGGCACCCCCAGGGGCCCUCUGGACCCGCAGGAACCCGGGGACUCGCCCAGCUUCAUCCCCACCGGCACGGAGACGGAGGACGACGCCAGGGAGGUGGAUGACCUGGCCACCAGCGCCCUGCUCCAGCAGAUGAUCAACUCGGUGGGGCGGCAGCAGCUCGGCGACGACGACCGCAAGGACGAGGACGGGGUCAUGGAUUAUUACUUGAAAUAUUUCGGCAGUUCCAGCGAGGGCGACGUGUACCCGUCCUGGUCCCAGAAGGUGGAGAAGAAGAUCAGGGCGAAAGCAUUCCAGAAGUGCCCCAUCUGCGAGAAGGUGAUCCAGGGCGCCGGGAAGCUGCCGCGCCACAUCCGCACCCACACCGGGGAGAAGCCCUACGAGUGCAACAUCUGCAACGUCCGAUUCACCAGGCAGGACAAGCUCAAGGUGCACAUGCGGAAGCACACGGGGGAGAAGCCCUACCUGUGCCAGCAGUGCGGGGCCGCCUUCGCCCACAACUACGACUUGAAGAACCACAUGCGGGUGCACACGGGGCUGCGGCCGUACCAGUGCGACAGCUGCUGCAAGACUUUCGUCCGCUCCGACCACCUGCACAGGCACCUUAAAAAAGAUGGAUGCAACGGGAUCCCGUCGCGGAGGGGCCGCAAGCCGCGGGUCAGGGAGGCCGGGGCCAUGCCCCCCACGCCCACGGGCAGCGCCGAGGACGGGGGGAGCUUCCCAGCCGAGAGCCAGGAGCCCGAGGACACCGCGCAGGGCGCCGAGCACGAGCGGCAGCAGCAGCAGCAGCAGCACUUUGAGGAGAAUUCCAAUAACGAAGCGCCGGGAUUGAAUGUAGCAGGAGGGUCGGAUGAGGGUAACGCGCAAGGACUCUCCUAAACCAAAAAAAAAAAAAAAAAUAUUGACAAAAUGAGAAUAAGAAAUGACAAAAAAAAAAAUCAACCCCAACCGACAAAACAACCACCUGAGAAAAACAGAAAGUCACAAAAUCUAGUUAGUACUUUUCCUCCGAUUUUUCUCUUUAAAAGAUGUUUCUCUCCCUUUUUUUAAGGAAAAAAAAAAAAAGCAACAAAAAAAAAUACAAAAAAAAAAAGAGAGAUAUUAUAUUAACGUUUUCCAAUCUUCCCAUCGUAAGCGGGGCUCUCCCCCGAGGAUCCCUCAUAGCCAAGGACCUUUUCUUGGAAAGGCAAGGACGUUAGGGAAGCACGAGGUGGGGAUGGAAAGUGGCUCUGUCGCAUGGAAAAGAGCUUCCAUGUAAAUCCAAAGCUUUAUUUUGUGUCCAAACACGUGUUUAAAAAAAAAAAAGAAAAGAAAAAAAAACUUAUUUCAGAGAGAGAUCUAUUUAAGAAAAAAAAAAAGGAAAAAAUAGAAAAAAAAAGGAGUGGUAGGAGUUGGA
This is a messenger RNA of Pseudopodoces humilis (Tibetan ground-tit), 2472 nucleotides long. RefSeq names its product zinc finger and BTB domain containing 7A (gene ZBTB7A). The record is from RefSeq and is a predicted model, not a curated record. Gene Ontology annotation, molecular function: DNA-binding transcription factor activity, RNA polymerase II-specific; protein binding; RNA polymerase II cis-regulatory region sequence-specific DNA binding. NCBI's taxonomy places the organism in Eukaryota, Metazoa, Chordata, Aves, Passeriformes, Paridae. Gene Ontology annotation, biological process: regulation of transcription by RNA polymerase II.